Messenger RNA from Porites evermanni, 2321 nucleotides. The record is from the annotation of a GenBank genome assembly. NCBI's taxonomy places the organism in Eukaryota, Metazoa, Cnidaria, Anthozoa, Scleractinia, Poritidae.
AUGAGAGAAACGGUGGUACGAACAUUCAUUUUCGUUUGCUUUUUAUGUGCGACAUUGCUGUUAAUAACUGUGUUUUUGACCCCACUGGGUAACACCUUGCGCCAAACAAUUCCAAUCUCCCGACUGGCGUUAGGGAGACUAAGAAACAAGGAGCUGGAGUCAGCUGCAGAAAACAACACUCGCAACGUAACUCAGAAGCCCUUCGUGAUACUGGUUUACACAGAAUUCUUCGGUACUAAGGAGUGGCUAAAAAUCACUGAUGAUUGUUCCUCACCGGAAAUACCUAGAAACAGCUGCCGUAAGGACAUGUUUGAUUUGACGUACGAUAAAAAGCGAUAUGCUGAAAGCGAAUUUGUCAUAUUCCACGCCCGAGAUAUGCCUGGUGUGGAUCACCUGAAAACGAUAAUGAAAAAUAAGCCCUCGUCGCAGUUCUGGAUUUAUUUUUUACAAGAAAGUCCAAAUGCUACUCCUGAUACCCGACCUUUGAAUGGAAUGUUCGAUUUGACUAUGACGUAUAGAUCCGAUUCAGACUUUCGGUGGCCUUAUGGGUCUUAUAGGGAGAUCCCAUUUGAAAAGACUUCACAAUUAGAUUUCUCCGUCGGGAAGGACAAACUGGUUUCCUGGAUGGUUAGCAACUGUAACUCUCAUCUCAGAAACUCGUUUGUUCAUGAGCUUCAAAAGUACAUUGCAGUUGAUGUAUUUGGAUCGUGUUCGGGACAAUUUGGCAAAUCAAGGUCCUGUCCACAUGGAGAAACUUGCAGAAAUAUUAUUAAACAGUACAAGUUCUACCUUAGCUUUGAAAAUGCAUUAUGCGAGGACUAUAUCACUGAAAAGUACUGGGGCCGUAUAGGUAAGCAAGCUUAUUUACGAAAUAUAGGAAUUGAUGGUAGCCCUGUUUUUAGUUUAUUUAUAAAUAAAGUUACUGCUUAUGUAGGUCAGCAAGUUUUUGUUGUUGUUGUUGUUUGUUUAUUGGUGGGGGGGGGAGGGGUAAAGGAGGUGUAUUAUAGGCAAAAAAUAACAGAGAAGUGUCACCGCACCUCAUCCUGCCAACCCCCCUUUUUUAUAAACAAUAUUUAUUACAACAUUUGCUCUAAGAGCCUAAAGGGCUCAUCUAGAGAGCUCACGCUGUUUACAUUAAAUAUUUAAAAAAUACAAAUGCACGUCACGAUCGAACGCACACACUCUUAAAAAAGCGAAGAAUAAAAAGAAAAAACAAAAAUAAAUUUUUAAAAACACAGCAACUAACAGAGCGAUUUGAUAGCGAAAUAAACGACUGGACAAGGUGAAACAACCUACCAUUUAAGAGGCAAUCGAUUAAACAACGCCUUUCGUUUUCUCUUUGAAAUCGAUUGGACAUAGUACGUGUUACACAUAUUAGGCCGAGCGAGCUUCAGUGGUUGAGUCCGUCAGAAAAGAAGAACGUAAAAUGUCUGAAAAGGAAAAACAAAAGAUCGCUUGUAGCUUUUUCUUUUCACUUUCGCUUCUAACUGUAUAUGUUUAAGCUCGGCUCCGGUCUUGUUCGGGUGAAGGAGCGCGGGCUUAUUUUCCGAACACCGGCUGGUAAUCAAGCUUAGUACAUGUCAAGACCUGCAAGAAAAAUUCGGGGGCUUAAUUAACUAACCGAAAUGGAGCACCAAACUGCUUUUACAAACAACGAAGGGAUGGUAUCAACUAGGACGCAAAGUGGAAAUACUCAAGCACAUGACGUUAGAGGUCUUGCAACCAAAAAUCAAAACAAGUCUGAACUUCCAGCAUAUGAGUUAACAGUACUGGAUCACUCCAUAUUUUAGUAAUUUUGUUGUGGAGAAUAAGGGACGGGCCGGGGGAGGGGGGAGGGGUUAAAAGAGAGGGGUAGGCUUAAUAACUUUCUUCCCCUGAAAAGGGGGGGAGGGGCUUAUUUGAGAGGGGGCUUAAUAGAGGAUUUACGGUAAUCAUAAGUUUUAAGUCUCAAGGCCCUUAUUUGCGGUUUUAUCUUCAUUACAGGAGAUGAAAACGUCAUACCAGUAGUCUUAGGAGGCGCCAACUACAGCAAACUCGCCAUUCCAGGUUCAUAUAUCAACGUUAUGGACUUCAAAACGGUGAAAGACCUUGCCGACUACCUCCACUACCUUGACAAGAACAAUACCGCCUACAAUGAAUAUUUCAGUUGGAGACAAAAAUAUGGAGUAGGCAGAGAGGGGUGGUCCUUUCUUUGCAUGUUCUGUGAAACUCUUAGAACCGAUUUCAAACAAAGAGGCCGAUAUAAAGACCUGACAGGCUACUGGGUUGGUAAAGGAAGAUGUAAUGAAAAGGACGAGCGUGUUAGAAGAAUGUGGAGUUGA